AAGCCUGUGAUGCGGGCUGUUGCGGGCGGGAUUGAGAGGAGAGAAGUUAUGGCUGUGACGAGGAGGGUUGAGAGGCGCAUGUUUGGUGGGUUCUUCGUUUUUGGUCGUUUGGCUGUGGAAUUUGGAUAUGGAAAGAUGGCCAGCGGCAUCUUGAUCUCUUUUAUUUACAAUUCUUGGUUCAUUCGAUCUGCUCGACUGUGCACCCUUGUUCUUCCACUUCUUCGGUACUCCCAGACUGGUUGUGAUGAUCAAGAUGAUCACGUCCGCGGAGGGUUUACUGCAUGGAGGAUGCAGGGGUCUCCGAUGCCGAACAUGAUGUUGCCUCACUGCUCGCGAUCGCGAGACCCUCCAUGA
Scutellospora calospora is the source of this 354-nucleotide messenger RNA. The record is from the annotation of a GenBank genome assembly. NCBI's taxonomy places the organism in Eukaryota, Fungi, Glomeromycota, Glomeromycetes, Diversisporales, Gigasporaceae.